Messenger RNA from Helobdella robusta, 1077 nucleotides. RefSeq lists its product as hypothetical. The coding region runs from base 1 to 1077 and encodes 358 amino acids. Gene Ontology annotation, cellular component: extrinsic component of cytoplasmic side of plasma membrane. The transcript has 7 exons. Gene Ontology annotation, biological process: protein phosphorylation; cell differentiation; innate immune response. The record is from RefSeq and is a predicted model, not a curated record. NCBI's taxonomy places the organism in Eukaryota, Metazoa, Annelida, Clitellata, Rhynchobdellida, Glossiphoniidae. Gene Ontology annotation, molecular function: signaling receptor binding; ATP binding; non-membrane spanning protein tyrosine kinase activity.
AUGCCCAAAGUUACUCUGUCAACGUCUGCCUCAUCAACGACAACUCCAUACGAUGACUACAUAAAACAUUACAGGAUCAAAAAACAUGAAAAUGGCUCGUUGUACAUCAGCAAGCACCUCAUGUUCCCAUCCCUCAUCGAACUCAUCGACUAUUACAAAAGCAACCAGGGAGGACUGGUGUGCCCGUUGAGAAGUGCCUGCCCGCGAGAACUUCUCAACGUUCCUCUGAAGGACUUGGAAGUCCAGCAGGAUCAGAUUCAACUCAUCGACCAUCUUGGCUCUGGACAGUUUGGAGAUGUCUACAGAGCAUUGAUUAAUGGCAAGCAGGAAGUUGCGGUGAAAACUUUAAAAACGGAAUCAACAAUGGAGGUGGGCAAGUUCAGGAAGGAAGCAGAAAUUAUGCACAACCUGAGACACCCGAGGUUAGUGGGGCUUUUGCUGGGCAUCUGCAUGCAGUCUCGACCACUCUUCAUCAUCACCGAGUUCAUGUGCGGAGGCUCACUCACGUCCUACCUCCAAGACAACCGCACUACACUCAACUUCAACAAUCUUGUCGAUAUCGCUGCUCAGGUAGCAGAUGGUAUGUCCUACCUGGAGUCUCAAAACCCGCCAUACAUACACAGGGACCUCAGAGCCGCCAAUGUACUUGUCGCCGGAAACAAUGUCGUCAAAGUUGCUGAUUUUGGACUGGCCAAACAGGUUGAAGAGGGCGUUUAUGAGGGAAGUGAAGUCUCGAGGUUUCCAGUGAAGUGGACGGCGCCUGAGGGUUUGAGGUUCAUGUUGUUCACUGUUAAGUCAGAUGUCUGGUCAUAUGGAGUACUCCUCUACGAGAUAUUUACACUCGGGAAGGUACCAUACUCAGGCUGGUCGAACUUUGAGGUAAAGACUCAGGUGUUGCAGGGUUAUCGACUGCCCCAACCGUCAACUGGACACGGAGCUCUCGACGAACAGGUCUACGAUGUGAUGGUGAAGUGUUGGAAUGAGGUGGAUGUUGAGAGGCCUUCGUUUGCCCAGCUGCUCAUCUUCUUUGAUGAGAUCAUUCUUGAAUCCAAUUAUUUUGUAUCCGAUCUUGACUGA